UCGGAGCGGUGACCAUCGCCGUAGAAGCUGUUUUGUGGAUUUGUUUCACUAUUUCAGCAGAGCUUAGCUCCGCGGUAGGCUCCCUUCUGAUUUGGCAUAGGACGUGGUGGCACUGGUGUAAUACUACUGUUUAAUUGCGUUAGGUUUUUUUUGGGUAAAAAUUGCGUGAUAGUGAAAUUUUCCGUUUUUAGUAAAGUUUUCACGUGCGCAAGGUGGUGAGAGAAAGUUUUUUUUCGUUUCCCAUCUAACCACAAAUUGAACCAAACCUGGCAGUGGAAAAAUGGGACAGCACCGUUGGAUCUGGUUGCUUGUCACGGCUGUGGCAUUUACGUUGCUGCAGCUCGGUGCCGGCGCGGCUGUAAUGUCGGUAGAUCUUGGCAGCGAGUGGAUGAAGGUCGGCGUUGUAUCGCAGGGAGUCCCAAUGGAAAUUGCGCUGAAUAAAGAGUCCAAACGUAAGACACCUACGGCGAUUGCUUUUCGGGACGGCGACCGGGUUGUGGGUGAGGAUGCGUACAACAUUGGCGUGCGUUUUCCCACGAACAAUUUUGCCUAUUUGAUCGAUCUGCUGGGAAAAACCAUAGACAAUCCAAUGGUAGAAUUGUACAGAAAACGCUUCCCGUAUUACGACAUCGUUGAAGACCCGGAACGCCGCACGGUAGUGUUCCGCAACGGCGAUGAGCUGUACACGAUCGAAGAGCUGAUUGCGCAAAUUUUACAAGUAGCCAAAGGUUACGCUGAGGACUCCACUGGUCAGACAGUGACACAGUGUGUCUUGGUGGUGCCCGGUUUCUUCGGACAAGCCGAACGUCACGCGCUGGUGGCGGCGGCAAAGUUGGCCAACUUGAACGUACUGCAGCUGAUUAAUGAUUACACGGCUGUGGCACUGAAUUACGGCAUCUUCCGGCGGAAGGAAUUUAACGAAACGGCACAUUACUUCGUGUUCUACGAUAUGGGAGCGUACAAAACGACUGCAUCGGUCGUCAGCUAUCAACUGGUCAAGGAUAAAGCCACCCGGGAAGUGCUUCCCGUGGUACAGGUAAUAGGGGUAGGCUACGAUCGAACUCUGGGGGGUUUGGAAAUGCAGGUUCGGCUUCGCGAUUUUCUUGGAAAAGAGUUUGAUAAAAUGGGAAAAACGAAAAAUAGCGUGUUUAAAAAUCCACGUGCGAUGGCUAAGCUGUUCAAAGAAGCAGGGCGACUGAAAAAUGUGCUUAGCGCCAAUACGGAACACUACGCACAGAUCGAAGGCUUGCUAGACGAGCAAGAUUUCCGGCUACCUGUGACUCGGGAGCAGUUUGAGAAGCUUUGUGAGGAUCUAUUCCCUAGGGUUACUGGACCAAUCGAUCGUGCUCUAGCCGCUUCGGGACUUUCGAUUGAAUUGAUGAAUCAAGUAGUGCUGUUUGGAGGCAACACUCGUGUACCGAAGGUGCAGGAAGUACUCAAAGCUCACAUUAAGCAAGAGUUAGGUAAAAAUUUGAACGCCGAUGAGGCAGCUUGCAUGGGAGCUGUUUACCGGGCAGCGGAUUUGGCAACUGGUUUCAAAGUCAAGAAGUUUGUUGUCAAAGAUGCCGUUCUAUUUCCGAUUCAGGUAGUCUUCGCUCGCGAAGGAGACAAUGCGAAUGUUAGGUUGGUUCGGCGGACUCUUUUCGGUGCGAUGAAUGCCUAUCCACAGAAAAAAGUAAUUACCUUCAAUAAGCACACUGACGAUUUCGACUUUUCGGUAGAUUAUGCCGAUCUAGAGUCGGUGCUCAGCAAGGAGGAAAUAAGUAAUCUGGGUUCGUUAAAUUUGACCAAAGUUAGCUUGAAAGAAGUCGGCAAAAAGCUAAACGCCUCAUUAGCAUCAGACAACGUUGUGUCGAAAGGCAUCAAAGCUCACUUCUCACUGGAUGACUCCGGCUUGUUUUCAUUGGCCAACGUAGAGCUGGUUUUGGAAAAUACCGUCAAAGAGGAAGAUGAAGGUCCUCUGCAGAAAAUAGGCAAUACAAUUAGCAAGCUCUUUUCGGGAAACUCCGACGAUGAUAAAGCAACUGUUUCGGAAGAGCCUACCAAAGAGGAAAGUUCCAGUGACCAAGCAGAGGAACCGAAAACAGAGGAGCCGCCAAGCAACGGAACUACUGCAGAAAACUCUACCGUCCCAGAAGGAACUGCUUCCACACCGAACAAAACUGAACCAAUCAAAACGGUCACUGUUCGAAAGCAAAUUCCUGCCGACAUCGAGCUGGCCUUUGUUAAGCCUUUGGAUGGAGCCGAUUUCGAAAGUUCGUUAGCUAAAAUUCGGGCUUUGAAUGAAGCCGACAGCAGCAAGAAACGGCGCGAGACUGCCUUGAACGCCUUGGAAAGCUUUGUUAUUGAUGCUCAGGUGAAACUGGACGAGGAUGAGUAUGCGUCUUGUGCCACUCCAGAAGAGGCGGAAUCGAUUCGAAAAUCUUGCGCCGAAAUUUCUGACUGGUUGUAUGAAGAUGGCUCCGAUGCAGAUGCUGAAACGUACGAAAAGAAGCUGGAUGAAGUUCGAUCCGUUGCAAAUCAGGUAUAUGCCAGACACUGGGAACAUAAGGAAAGGCCGGAAGCACUGAAGGCGUUGAAACAGAUGAUUACUGGCGCUGAAGGAUUCUUGGACAAGGCAAGGAACUUCACCAAAGAGAGCAACACAGAGAAGGAUGUCUUUACUCAGGUCGAGAUCGAAACACUCGAACGGGUUAUUAAGGAGACGAUCGAAUGGCAGAAAACCGAAGUGGUCGAACAGGACAAGCUGGCACGUAAUAAAGCCGUACGACUAACGGUGAAAGACUUAACUGAUAAGAUGGCCCUCUUGGAUCGAGAGGUUAAAUAUUUAGUUAACAAACUGAAACUGUGGCGACCAAAGGUUAAGCCAACGCCGCCUCCAAAGGUUGAGAAAGACAAGGAGAAAGAUGAAAGUGAUAAGGAAGAACCAGUGCUGGAGGAAACCCCGCAACAGACUGAGGAAACGCCUUCGGAUGAACCACAGGAACCGCAAGCUGCCGAGACGGAAGACGAUGUCAUUAAACCUAGUGCAACGGAAGAGAGCUCCGAAGAAAAGCAUACUGAAUUGUAGACGGGACCGUUGUGAUAGUUUAGCACAAGUUCAUCCAUCCAUCUCUAGCUUGGUUUGAUUUUUCGGUUUAGUUUAAAUAUUUAUUUUGUUUGCCCAGUUUUUUAGUAUUUCCUAUUGGUCGAUAGAGUUUUUCUUCUGUUUAGCGUAAUAUCAUUCCGUGGCUUAGGCCGAGUUCUCUCAUUCAUUUCAAGUAGUUUGCAGGCUUUUCAUAGAAGAGAAUCGAAACGAGUUAAUGCAUAAGCUGACUGAUGAGACGUAGUUUAACCGUACAGGUACGAUACUAUAGUGAUGAACGAAGUAAAUUGGUAGUGCAGUUUAAUUAGCAACUAAUAAAUUAUGGAUAAAGCCAAUCAACAAAACUACGAACAGACGAAAUAACUGGUAAACCAAAAGAAUCAAUUGAAAUAUGAACGAGAGGAAAUGUGAUUCCCA
This is a messenger RNA of Sabethes cyaneus, 3502 nucleotides long. RefSeq names its product hypoxia up-regulated protein 1 (gene Grp170). NCBI's taxonomy places the organism in Eukaryota, Metazoa, Arthropoda, Insecta, Diptera, Culicidae. Bases 281 to 3070 code for a protein of 929 amino acids. Gene Ontology annotation, biological process: negative regulation of hypoxia-induced intrinsic apoptotic signaling pathway; cellular response to hypoxia; endoplasmic reticulum unfolded protein response. Gene Ontology annotation, cellular component: endoplasmic reticulum chaperone complex. The transcript is spliced from 3 exons. Gene Ontology annotation, molecular function: ATP binding; ATP-dependent protein folding chaperone. The record is from RefSeq and is a predicted model, not a curated record.